Zalophus californianus (California sea lion) is the source of this 763-nucleotide messenger RNA. Its product is annotated as skin secretory protein xP2-like. Lineage: Eukaryota; Metazoa; Chordata; Mammalia; Carnivora; Otariidae. The record is from RefSeq and is a predicted model, not a curated record. The coding region runs from base 40 to 549 and encodes 169 amino acids. The transcript has 3 exons.
CCAAGGUCCCGAGGCUGCAGAUGGAAGAAAGCGCGCCCUAUGGAUGCUGUCCCCCGCUGGGGAUUUCAUGUCAGGGCUCCCCACCGCCUCUGGCCAUUUGGCCGGAAGGACAGAAAGAAGGCCACGGAGGACAUGGAGAAGCAGCUGGCGGACGUGCCCUCCUCCCUGACAGAGGGGUUGACCCCACAGGCAUCCCGAAAAACAGGUGCUGGGGAUUGCCGGGCAAGACCUCCGACACCACGCGGACCACCGUCCCAGGUGGUUGUCCACCAGACAGUGGUCCAGGAGCCGGAGCCCACAGAGGUGGAGGCCGAGGCCGAGGCUGCUCCACCACCUGAGGAGCUAGAGCCCGAUCUGGAGGGAGGGCUGGUGCCUGCAGUGACUUCAGGAGGAGACCAGGAGCCGGCAGGUGACCCGGCACCUGCCCACGGAGAGCCUGGCGCUGUCCAGGAAGAACUGGCACCUGCUCCUGCGCCAGCCCCUGCCCCUGCUGCAGUUCCUGCCACUCCCCCUUCCCCCACCCAGCCCCUGCCCCUGCCUCGGACCUAGAUCCUGACCUGGCUCCUGCCCCUUCCCUUACCCCUGCCUCUGCCCCUGCCCCAGCCCCUGCCCCUGCCUGUGCUCUUGUUCCUGCCCCUGCCCCUGUUCCUGCUCCUGCCCCUGCCAGAGCCACUGUCCCUGACCCAGAUCCUACCCUUGCUCCUGCCCCUGUCUGUACUCCUGCCAGAGCCGCUGCCCCUUCCCCUGCCCCUGCCAGUGGUCC